Molecule: messenger RNA, 978 nt
Organism: Dovyalis caffra
Lineage: Eukaryota; Viridiplantae; Streptophyta; Magnoliopsida; Malpighiales; Salicaceae
Source: the annotation of a GenBank genome assembly
AUGGAGAAAUCGGUGGCAACACUAGACAAAGGCACAACAUGCACUUCAUGGAACUACUGUGGCCAAAGACUAGCCACCGGUUCUGUUAAUGGGAUUCUCUCAAUCUUCGAUUCACCUGACCCAGCUUCCUCUUCCUUCACCACAACCUCCAAGAUUAGGGUACAUGAAGGUGGGAUUGUCAAAAUUGUUUGGGUCUCACCAGAGUAUGGUGAUGCAGUGGCUUGUAUUUGUGGAGAUGGGAGUUUGUCUUUGUGGGAGGAGAUUGUUGAAGAUGGACAACUUCUUCAAUGGAAGCUUUGUAAAAGUUUUCAAAGCAAGGAAAGUAAAGCGUUAGACGUGCAAUUCGGAGUGUUCCCGACAAGUUUGAAAAUGGUUGUGGCAUAUUCAGAUGGUCAUGUGAAAGUCUAUGAGCUUUUGGAUCCCUUAGAGUUGAAGAAUUGGCAGCUUCAGGCUGAAUUUCAGAAUGUGAUUGAUUCAGUUUCUACAUUUGGGAAGGCUUCAUGCUUUUCUGCAUCUAUUUCUUGGAAUCUACAGCGGAAUGAAAGCCAGAAACCAAGCUUUGUUAUGGGUUUCAACUCAGAUACACCACAACUGAACAGUUCUAAGGUGUGGGAGUUUGAUCAGGCCCAUCACCGAUGGCUUCCAGUUGCCGAGUUAGCAUUGCCUGUGGACAAAAGUGAUCAGGUUUUUGCCGUUGCAUGGGCACCAAACAUUGGCCGGGCACAUGAGUUAAUAGCUGUUGCUACUCGCAAAGGUAUUACAAUAUGGCAUGUUGGAUUGAACCCUGACCUGGAUGGAAUGCUUUCAGUGGAAAAAGUUGCAUUGCUUUCUGGAUAUGAGGGUGAGGUGUGGCAGAUAGAAUGGGACAUGAGUGGAAUGACCUUAGCAACCUCCGGAACUGAUGGGAUGGUAAGACUGUGGCAAUCCAACUUGAAUGGGGUUUGGCAUGAACAGGCUGCAUUUGAACCCACAUCCUAG